UCCAGCAAGGGUGUUCCUUCUCUUCUCUUCUAGGUGGUGCUGGUCCAAAUGGCUGCCAAGCUUUACGUUUUAAUCAGCUGGCCAGAUGGCAGCCGUGUGAUCAACAUCGAAAACAUCAAAGAACCCCGAAAGCCAUUUCAUCUCUACAUGGUGGGGGAGCAGGUGCUAGCCCGCUGCCCUGGCUUCAGUGGUCUGUACUGGGGGGUUGUGGAAGGCAUAAGCGACCAUAAAGAUAUCUUAGAGAAAAGGCUGCAGGAAAAUAGACAACUCUUUGAGAAGCUAAAAGAAGAACCAGCAGUGCACAGUGGGCUGCCAUCCCAACCUAAAAAAUCAAGGAAGACUUUUCCAAAAUGGAUGUCAGGAAGUUCCUUUCGCAAAUACAGUGAUGACAGGAGCUUCUACAUCAAACCGCUGGUUGGGGAUGAAGACGCAGGGCUCAAGCAUGAUGCUGACGCCUCUUCUGUCUUAAAAGAGAGGCGCAUCCUGACUAGCACGACUAGAUCCCACUGCACAAUGUCAGCACCUUACCACUCUUCCACAGCCUUCAAAUCACCAUCUCCAUUCUUGUCCCUGGCUGUGCCUGGAACAUCCCAGAAUGAAGACGCAAAGCCUGGCACAGCUGCCAGAGAUUACAUCACCCUGACCAUGAAAAGGAAGUCAGAUGGCAUUUUAGCUAAGUGUCAGCAGCACAUCUGUACCAACAGCUGUGAUGAACCAAAGACUGAAGGUUCCCCAGAAACAGAUGCUUUUGAGGUAGUUCAGAAAGAUUUUGGCCCUUGUGAAGUGAAAAGGUAUGAGAAGAUUGAACAACUGGAGAAAAUCAUAGUAGAUCUCCAGCAAGAGGUCUUCUCCCUGAAACGGAAGGUGCAGCGGCUGGAAUCACUGUCCUUUCAGGAAGAACCCCACAGGCAGCAAUGCGAGGUGGUGGAACUGUUUAAUGGCUACACAAAGGAGCAUCUGAAAGAGGCCAUCCGAUUUGACCAGAAAAUCAGCACCGCCUGCAAAACACUGCUCUACAAGCUGUUCACAUCUGACUAUAUACAGAGCCACUCCAUCACAGGAAGGAGAGGGAACACCUUUCGGGAGGCUAAGCCCAUGAUGGAUGAGCGGUGCAUCAAAAUCAUUAGGGUGUUACUGAAGCAGAAGUUUGGGGACCAUCUGAGUGACACAGUAAUCACUGAGAAAAUCCAAAAUGUGCAGAAAGCACUCAGGCAGAAAUUUAAGACUGAGUGUCUCUGAGCAGCAUGUAAUUCGAUGUC
Molecule: messenger RNA, 1259 nt
Organism: Chelonoidis abingdonii (Abingdon island giant tortoise)
Lineage: Eukaryota; Metazoa; Chordata; Testudines; Testudinidae
Source: RefSeq, a predicted model, not a curated record